CCGCAUUUACUUUGCUUCUGUCAUUGCAUUCGGGGUUUAGGAUCACAAGAACCAGAAACGAGGAACGGGACUAAGGAAAACCAAAAACACAAAAAAAACCGAAACAGCUCAAAUAGAAAACUAGUAAAAUUAAAAUACAACGCGGAUAUAUUUUUUUACGUUUAAGUGCAACUACAAAACGAAAAAGCUGAAACAAAAGAAAUAUAAGAUGGAGCAGUAGCAGAGUGCGUAAUAAUUCUAACGUCUAAACAAAUAGUGAUCCCCGAAAUAAAUACUGCAACCAUACAUAUAUAAAAUAGUAACAGCAAGCAAGAACCACCGAAAAACCAAAACAAUAAAAGCAAUAUUAACUCACAAACAACCUAAAGGAGAAUUGAACAUCCUUCACAAUCAAAAAUAAAAGAAAAAGACGGCAUUCAAUAACAAAUAACUCCAAGAACCAGAAACUGAACCAACACUGUUUUAAAUUAACUUCAACAAUCGUUUUCAACAGCAAAAAACAAUAGCUUGAAUUGAAUUAAUUUUGAUUUGAUCAACGUCAUAGUGUCAAAGAAGUUCAACAAGGAUUUUCACAAUAAAUGUUAACGUGUCGCGGUUAAAAUCUGGGUCUGUCCUGAUCUCUCGCGUGUACUUGCCCCAUUUCGCGUUAUCGUACGAGUGCCCCCUUUUUUAAGCAUAUUUGUUCGGUGUUACGUGUUCGUCCUUGCCAACUGUGAGUGUGUCUGUGUGCGAGCGAGGGAGUCCGCUGAUUGUGUAUGCCAUGUCAGGGAAAGAUGGCAUUAUGGCGCUCAUCCGGGCGGCUGCAUAUCUCGACGAGAAGCCCCCGCAGACGGCCAAGAGCCACUUCUCCAUUAUCAACAACAACAGCAGCCAGCAUAAUAGGAAUAACAGUAGUAGCAGUAACGGCAUCAUUGCAACGCCGCCGUACACGAACGGAAACGGCAACGGCAACGGGAGCGUCGGCGUCGGCGUCGGCAUCGGCAUCGGUACCGUGAACGCGAACGCAAGCGUUACCGUCAGUGCGAGCGAGAACGGGAAUGGGCUGAGCAGCGGCAACGGGCACAGCAGCCCGCGUAGUCAAUUAGCUGCGUGGCAUGAUUACGAGUUCAACGCAGUUGGGAGCGCAGUCGCCAACGGGCAAAGAGAAGGUCGCCCUAUUAUAUCGGAGGGUGGUAGUUCCCUGGCGAACGGCGGCAAGAGCCACCCCCUGCAGCAACAGCAACUCACUGCGGCGGGCAGAGCGGCAGCAGCAGCAGCAGCAGCAACAACAACCACGUUGAUGGGGAACUCAGUAGCGAACGGCACCACCUCCCCCACAAACACACACUCAGUUAGCACGCCCCCGCCCGCCCCCUCCGCCUUCAUGCUGCUGGCGACGGCAGCGGCGACCAGCACUGCAACUCCCGCAACAGUGGCAACUGCAACUGCAACUGCAACUGCAACUGCAACUGCAACUGCAACUGCCGCAGCUGCAGCUGAUGCGGCGCCAGAAGCCGCGUCCCAUCCCGCCAAGCACAAGCUGGGUCCCAUCGCGGAGGUGCCGCCCAAGUUUCUGAUCGUGUCGGAAGCCAAGCGGGUCUAUCCCACGUCCACCUCCACCUCCACGCCCACGCCAACGAACCCCGCCCCCAGCGCCUCGCUGCUCCUGGGCCUCAGCCACGAGGCGACGAUCAAUAAGCUGGUGCAGAACCUUCAGAAGCAGCAGCUGCAGCAGCAGCAGCAGCAGCCGCUCCACCAGUUCCGCAGCCUGCGGCCGGCGGACAUUUCCCUGACUCCGCCGCCCACGUCCACGCGGAAGGCGGACAGCAGCAACUCGCGGAUCCGCUCCUACUCACUCUCCAAUACUGUUUCAGCGUCCAGGGAGCAGCAGGAGCAGCAGCACCACCACCACCAGCACCACCACGCCGCGAGCCACCUGAACUUCCAGCAGCACCUGAGCUUCGUGAGGGGCAGCCUGGUCUACGGGGUGCCGACGGAGGCCGUGGACGCCGCCGCCUCCUCCGCUGGCGGAGCGGGAUCGGGAGCGCUGCCGGGGGCCAUGAGCAUCGCCUCCUCGGCGCCGGCCGCGGGCUCCCUGCUGAGCGCCCACCACACGGGACACGGUGGCCGCAGGCGCACCACCAGUUCCAACAGCAACGGAGCGGGCACGCGGGAGGUGCACAACAAGCUGGAGAAGGAGCGGCGCGCCCAGCUGAAGGAGUGCUACGACCUGCUGAAGAAGGAGCUGCCCAUGCGGGACGAGGACCGCAAGAAGACCUCCAACUUGACGAUACUCGAAACGGCCCACAAGUUUGUCAAGCAACUCACGCAGCGCGACCGCGAGCAGGAGGCGGAGGUCGAGCGGCUGGCGAAGCAGAAGAUCGAGCUGCAGAAGCGCCUGAAGCGACUGGGCCUGCGGAGGGAGACGCCGCCCACCGACCAGCAGCAGCAGCAGCAGCAGCAGCAGAGCAUUCCACAGGCCGACAAAGCCGUCUGCCUGGCAACCGCAGCCCCACCAGCCGCACCUGCUGGACCAACUGGACCAGCUGCUCCCCCAACGACCGCCGGUGGUCGCAGCGGAACCACGAUUCUGUUCGACGCAGGCAAUGCAAGCGCAAGCGCAAGCGCCACUGGGCAGCUAACAACUGUGAUAAACAAAACAAACGCCACACCAGCAGCUGCAGGAGCAACCGCGGCCAGCAGCAAGCUCAGCGCGGCCAGCAGCCUCUCGGGAGGAGCCACCACCACGCUGACUCCGGCCAUGGGCAUCAUGACAAUUAGGAACGGCGGCGGCGGCGGCGGCGGCGGCGGUGGAGGCGUUAUGGCAAUCUCACCGACGGCAGCGGCCAUCCAGCAUCAGCUGCACCACAACGGCAGCGGCAGUGGCAGCGGCAGCCCGGCGGGAAGUCCUUCUGCCCCCGGAGCCACCAGCAUCACUCGUGGCUCGCCGACGCCCUCGACUCCGUCGCCGUCGCCCAGCUCAUCGUCCAGCGGCGUCUCCUCGUCGGCCUCGUUCAUGGGCGGCGGCUCCUCGUCGUCGUCCUCCUCGUCGUCGUCGUCGUCGUCCUCCUCCUCGUCCUCCUCCUCGUCCUCCUCAUCCUCCAGCUCGUCGUCCAGCUCGUCGUCGCCCACGCAACAGCAGCAGAUCGCCACGCCCACCACGGCCACCGCCCACUUGGUGGGCGCCCGCAACGUUGGCCUGAAGUUUCACGGCGGCGCCGGUUGUGCGGCCACCGCCUUGAACGGCGGUGCCACCAUCGUGGCCGCUGCUGUGCCGGCUGGCGCCGGACCGGCGAAUGGUUUCCAUCCGACCGACAAGGACCGCAACUACAAUUUCCUGAUGCUCAGUGCUGGGACAACGGCGCAGUGAAUCAAUCAACAAAAUCGAACGAGAAGCAGCAACAACAACAACAACAACAAACACCUACAACAAUAAUGAAAACAACAACAACAAGAACAACAACAACUGAAUUGUGUGCAACGGCUCCCACCUUAUAAAAAAUUAACAACUAGAAGAGGGUUCUCUAAAAAACUCUUUUGUCUUGAAGCAAGCUAACAAAACAUUGCGUAUUUUCACACUCUCGCACACAUUAAACAAAAACAACAACAACAACAACAACAACAGCAGCCAACCAGCAGAAAGAGUUCAAAGCUGUAUUUUUAUGUGAAACAAAUACAAAAGCUAUCGAACAGUUCCGCCCAACACGUAGCAUCGAUUUUGAAAAUCAAACAAAUCAACAAACAACAAAAAACGAAGAGGAAAAUUAUUUUUUAGUAAAUAAUUUUAUAGCGACAAAGCGGGAUAAAAGCUAUCAGCGAACAGCUAACAGCAACAUCAGCAAUAUACAAACACCAACAACAACAACAAACAACAACAACAAACAACAGAAGACCAAUAAAAUUAACGAAACAGCAUCAACAGUGCCAGCAUUCAAGAUCAACAGCUAAAACCAGCCACAUCAAUCAAGAAAAUCGGCAUCACAUCACCACACACACACACACACAGCCCUUCAAAAUGCAUAUAUACCACAUAUAUUAUAUAUCUAAUUGUACUACUUUAUAGUGAAGCCUAGAAAAGAAGAGUAAACACCAAGAAAAUAGCACACUUAAAUGUAAAACAGGAAAAGAAAAACAAAAUCAAAAUGCGCUGUUGUAACAGAAACCACCAAUGGGUAACGCUUUAUAAAUAUAAUGUCUCUAUAUGUAUAGAAACAUAAAAAACCUUUAACGUAGGGGAGGAGGAUAAUGAAUUAGAGAUCUAAAGCAGAAUUUCCCAAAUCGAUGUGGCAAAAAACAAGAACCCGUAUAUGUCCUUUUUUCUUGACCAACAACUUAACGAGGAACAUUUUCUUUUGGAAAUUUUCUUCUCCCUGCAAAACCGCAAAACAAAACAAAUAAGAAAAACACAGAAAAUAAGCAAAAAUCAAAUCAAUAGAAUUACAUUAAAUUAGGGUGUUUGUAUGUGAAGUAUGUGUGUAGUUGCAAACAGAACUUUAACCAAUAGAAAGUAACUAUAUAAGAAAGCAGCUGGCGAGAAAGUGAUGCGUCUGUGUAAUACCCACUUGAAUUAGAUAUUAUUGUAGCAAGCAAACAAAACAUCGUAGCAAAAAUGUGUAAUAGUGCAAUAAGCUAACAAAAGCCACGCCCCUUUCCCCUUCCCCCUAUCCCAUAUAACCCAACCCAAACUUAUAGACAAUUUUCAUUUUGAUCUUGUUCUGGAAAGACACGCAUGUAAGACAUUACCAUAUAAAAAAGUAGUCGUCGCGUAAAACUCAACCCAACCCCCACUUGCAAUUUAAACUCCUGCCUUAAAGUUGUUUAAAGUCAAGUAGAUACAGAUACAGAUACAGAACAGCAAGGCCCCAAAAUUCGAUGUACCCAAACAAAAAGCUUAUACAAAUAUUUAUAUACAAGCAUAGGUAAAGAUAACGAAAAUAGCUUAGAAAUAGAAAACGCGAGUAUCAGUGUAAGGAAGAAAACAGUUACACAAACUGAAUGUUAUAUUUUCGAGCAUUUUUUUCAGAGUGUAUGUGUCGGCAUACAUGGAACAUAUACAUCUAGAAAGGAAGCAAAAGAUUGAUAAAAGUAUUAGCAAAAAUAUCUCUGAACAAUAAUGGCGGGCAGACAGAGAGGGAAGAGCAGGUCGCCUCUUUCUACCCCCUUGAAUAUUUGCAAGUUUUGUACGUCGGGUCAGUGAAUGUAAAACUGUAUAUCAUCUAAAUAUAUUUGUGUGCACGACACGAACUAACAGUAAAGCGAGCAGGACAGAUAGCGUAAAAUUUUCCAUAUAUUUUGUAAAUACUUUAAGGAACUAGUGGCGACUGUCCAGUCUAGAGUUUUUUUUUUCUUCUAAUUUUUCGUCAAGGGGCCUUUUAAUUUUAUUGUUUUACAAUUUUUUUCUACAAAAAGGGACAGAAAAUCAAAAAAUAUUUUCACACCUGAGCGUUUUACACGAAAAGAGAAAAGCAAAGCAAAUAAUCAUAAAAAAUCUAAAUCUAUUAACUAGAAAUAUUUAUGUGUAUGGGACGUCUGUGUAAAUGUGUUUGAAUGUAAAUUGCGUUGAAAGAGAAAAAAUAAUUUAAUAGUUACGCACGCCGUGUUUGUCAGUCGAUUUCUGUUACUAACAUAAAAUAAAAUGUAUAAAAAUAACAAACAAUAUUAAUGAAUUAACCCUUACUGUUAAAUUAGCUUCUAUGUUCUUUAAAUUAUACUUUUCUUUCGGUUAAAUAACUUUAAAACACUUAACAAAUUAUUUUCUUAUUUUUUUAACUUUCAUUUUUAAGUAGGCAAGUAAUAAUCGAUUGAACAUAUUUUUUUUUGUCUAAUUCUAAAAAAACAAACAAGGAAAACAGCAAACAACAAAACGAUUUCAUUUUAGAAAUUUAAGCCGAACUUAACUAAAUCUUAAUGUUUAGAAAACUUUGUUAAUUAAGUUGAAAACAAAUCGGGAGUAUUGCAAAUUAUCAUUAAAUAUACAGACACAAGAAAACAGAUGAAAGGAAAAGCCCCACAAAAAAAAUAUAUUUAUAGAGAAAGCAGACAACAAAAAAAGAUUAAAACAAACAACAAUAAAAAACCUUUAAACAAAAAAUAAAGCGAAAGAAAACCUUUUAGCUGUAAAUGUAACUUGUAAAAUUAAUUUUAAACAAAAUGCUUACAUAAGCAAACAAGCAAAAAAAAAUCAACAAAAUCAGAAAAGUAUGGCAAAAGUAAGAACAGUAAAACAGAAUAUAUAUGAAGAAUUAUAUAUAUAUAUAUAAAUGUAAAUGUGUAAAGAAAACAGAAAAUGCGAAAAAAAAUAAAAAUAAAAAAGGAGA
Messenger RNA from Drosophila ficusphila, 6296 nucleotides. It is a transcript of the gene Mnt, whose product is annotated as pneumococcal serine-rich repeat protein. Lineage: Eukaryota; Metazoa; Arthropoda; Insecta; Diptera; Drosophilidae. The record is from RefSeq and is a predicted model, not a curated record. Gene Ontology annotation, biological process: regulation of transcription by RNA polymerase II. Gene Ontology annotation, molecular function: DNA-binding transcription factor activity, RNA polymerase II-specific; RNA polymerase II cis-regulatory region sequence-specific DNA binding; protein dimerization activity. The coding region runs from base 761 to 3349 and encodes 862 amino acids. The transcript has 8 exons.